AUCCCCAGUUCCUCCUGGCAUCCACGGCUCCCUGCUCCCCUCAUUCCCUAUGAUCCCGGGCCCCCCAUGCCCGUUUCUCCGGGUUUCCCGGGCUACCCCGUGCCCCGGUGCUCCCUCUCCCCGGACGAUUCUCCCGUGCCCGGCCGGUGCCAGGUGUUGCCCGGUUCCCUGCUCCUCCUCCUCUCCGCCCCGUGCCGUCCCUCCUCCCCCGGGAAAGCGAAAGCGCGGCGGGCGGAAGACGAGCCCUCCCCGCCGGGCCGGGCCGGGCUGGGGCUGCACCGGGACCGCGCCGGGGCCACCAUGGCUUCCAUCGGCAACUUCUUGCGACGGAGCCUGCGGCGCGCCGGCCGCAGAGGUACCACAGGGGAAGCAGGGGGAGCGGAGCUCAGCCUUCUACUCUGCUGGACAGUUCUUCUUUGAGUACCUGGUGGUGGUGUCGCUGAAGAAGAUGCCAGAUGGACGUUAUGAACCCAAGAUAACCUACCAAUUCCCAAAGCGUGAGAACUUGCUGAAGGGCCAGAAGGAGGAGGAGGAACGUCUCCUUCAAGCCAUCCCCCUCUUCUGCUUCCCCGAUGGCAACAACUGGGCACCUAUCACUGAGUUCACCAGCGAAACCUUUUCCUUUGUCCUGACAAACGUGGAUGGCAGCAGGAAGAUUGGCUACUGCAGGCGGCUGCUGCCAUCCGGGCGUGGUGUCCGACUCCCUGAGGUUUUCUGCAUCAUCAGCUGCCUGGGCUGCUUUGGGCUCUUCUCCAAGAUCCUGGACGAGGUGGAGAAGAGGCGCCAGAUCUCCAUGGCAGUGAUCUACCCCUUCAUGCAGGGCCUCCGGGAGUCGCCCUUCCCUGCGCCAGGGAAAACUGUCACCAUCAAAAGCUUCAUCCCCGAGUCGGGCACAGAGGAAGCCAGGGCAGGAUGGGGGGUGUUGCCCCUCCUAAGCUGGGGUUCCAUGGCUCUUCCUUGGCAGCUCAUUGAGCUCACACGGCCUGUGGAUGCCCACCUGGAGCAUGUAGAGUUCCAGGCUCUGCUCCAGCGACUCAGCCCUCACCUUAUCCUGCACAUCUUCGCCUCUGCCAUGUUGGAGCGACGGCUCAUUUUCCUGGCUGAGGAACUGAGUGUCCUGUCCCAGUGUAUCCACGCUGUGGCUGCUCUCCUGUACCCCUUCACCUGGGCUCACACCUACAUCCCCGUGGUCCCUGAGUGCCUGCUGGACACUGUGUGCUGCCCCACACCCUUCAUGGUCGGCAUCCAGAUGCGGCACCUGGAGCGGGUCCUGGAGCAGCCAAUGGAGGAGGCUCUGAUAGUUGAUCUCUGUGAAGGGAAGAUCAUCCGGGCGGUGGGGGAUGAGGAGGAGAUCCUGCCUGGAAAGCUGCAGAACGAGAUGCUGAUAUCUCUGAACAGGCACAACAACAACAACAAUGAGCACAGCUCAGAGCAGGUGAACACCCUGGUGUCAGAGGCCUUCGUGCAGUUCUUUGUGCGCCUGGUGGGGCACUAUGGCUCCCACAUCAAGUGGGGCAGGAGCGGCUCCGGCAGCUUCCAGGAACGAGCCUUCUGCAAGGCCAUCGCCUCCAGGAGCUGCCGUCGGCUCGUGAAGAAGUUUGUGAAGACAAACAUGUUUUCCCUAUUUAUUGAGGAAGCGGAGAAGAGCAGGAUCCCCCAGGAAGCAUAUUUCCAGCAGAAAAUAAUAGAGUACCAUGAACAGAAGAAGCACAGAAGGGAAUCCUGAAGUCCAGCGUGGGAGAAGUGGAGCAGGACUGGGAUUGACAUAUCCCUGCCGGCAGCACCAUACUGGACUCUGUUCCUGCACCUGGAACUCCUGAGCUGCCUGGGCAGCACUGAGCACCCUUUCUUUCUCAGGGCAUCAUUGCACUGGAAAAAUCUUUGCACAGAACCAGCGCUAGGCUGGGAUUUCCCUCCUGCUCAUGGUCGCUCCAGGGACAGACUCUGACUCCCAGUGCUUGGCCCUGCAUGGUUCUUGUCCCCCCAACACCUCACACAGAGGGAGGGCAGCCAGGGCUGGCUGCAGGACACCAGGGGUUUAGAGUAAUUAUUAGAAGGGAGGAAAAAAAAGGGAUGAGUAGGAAAUAGUGUUACUUCUCAUUAAAACAAACCAGGGGUUUGCAAAUAAGGAACAUCCCAUUGCACAGUUCCUGAGGUUUUGUUAUUAACAACUGGUUUAUAUAGUUUUAAUUUAUAUUGUUUUAUUAAGCCAUUGUUGAACACCAGCAGGAGCAGGUGGCGGGGGGUGCUGUUAGUGGUUUCCUAUCUCACAGCUGCUGCAUCACUGGUGCCACAUAGAGCCAAGUUUGGCUUUCCAAGGAAACAAAAAUACUCAUUUUCAGCAGGUUAUUUGUGCUGGAGCAAACUGUGAAGGCCACAUGGCUGUGGGGUGUCAAGGGUAAACAGCUGAUCAACAGCUUCAGGAGGAAGGAUUUGUUCCAUCCCAGAGUAAAAUGUGUCACCAUCCUCCUUGGGUCUGAUUUUGGUGCCAACUUCUCUUAAAACCUUGCAAUUCCUCUCUGAUACAUGAGGCCAGCAGCAGAUUAAAGCUAAAUGAUAGCUCUUCUUUCUGAACACACUCACCUGGAAAAUAAAUAUUGCAGCAGAGAGGCUGG
Molecule: messenger RNA, 2615 nt
Organism: Serinus canaria (Common canary)
Lineage: Eukaryota; Metazoa; Chordata; Aves; Passeriformes; Fringillidae
Gene: DENND2D
Product: DENN domain containing 2D
Exons: 12
Coding region: 50-1726 (558 amino acids)
Cellular component (GO): nucleoplasm; cytosol
Source: RefSeq, a predicted model, not a curated record